AUGAGGGUUUGCUUCCUGGAAUGUGUCCAUCUGGUGGAAGUUCAGCCGAGGUGCAAAGAGCUGAAGUACAGCAAGGACCUGCCCCAGAUCUCCAUUAUCUUCAUCUUCGUCAACGAAGCUCUCUCGGUCAUCCUGCGGUCGGUGCACAGUGCUGUCAAUCACACGCCAGCCCACCUGCUGAAGGAGAUCAUCCUCGUGGAUGACAACAGCGAUGAAGAGGAACUGAAGGCACCGCUGGAGGAGUACGUCAAUAAGCGGUACCCGGGGCUCGUGAAGGUGGUGCGCAACCAGAAGAGGGAAGGCCUCAUCCGAGCGCGCAUCGAAGGCUGGAAGGCGGCCACAGGCCAUGUCACCGGGUUCUUUGAUGCCCACGUGGAGUUCACUGCUGGCUGGGCUGAGCCAGUGCUUUCACGAAUUCAGGAAAACCGAAGAAGAGUCAUCCUUCCCUCCAUAGACAACAUCAAGCAGGACAACUUUGAGGUGCAGCGUUAUGAGAACUCAGCCCAUGGAUACAGCUGGGAGCUGUGGUGCAUGUACAUCAGCCCCCCCAAGGACUGGUGGGAUGCUGGGGACCCCUCACUGCCCAUCAGGUAUGUGGCAUGGCCUGCUAGGUGAGGUGUAAUAGGGCAA
Meleagris gallopavo (turkey) is the source of this 630-nucleotide messenger RNA. NCBI's taxonomy places the organism in Eukaryota, Metazoa, Chordata, Aves, Galliformes, Phasianidae. The record is from RefSeq and is a predicted model, not a curated record.